Messenger RNA from Drosophila mauritiana, 543 nucleotides. RefSeq lists its product as uncharacterized. NCBI's taxonomy places the organism in Eukaryota, Metazoa, Arthropoda, Insecta, Diptera, Drosophilidae. The record is from RefSeq and is a predicted model, not a curated record. The transcript is spliced from 2 exons. Bases 1 to 543 code for a protein of 180 amino acids.
AUGAGGUUUACAAUAAUCAGAGUGUUUUGCACUAUAAUAUUGAGUUUAGAGAUCCGCGGAAAAAGUAUUACCCGACAUACAAAUGUCAAGUGUGAAGUAUUGGACAAAUCGUUUGCAGAAUUCUCCGUUUGUAAGCUCAAUGUUUUGGGUCGUGGUAUAAUCGCAGAGAACGUGUACAUCAAAAUGCUGAAGCUUCCUAUUCAAAAAAUCAGUCUGAACUUUGCUGUCUAUAAGAAGUUGUCGGGAUACCAUCCGUUUCUAUUCAAUGUCACCGUUGAUUUUUGUCACUAUAUGAAACAUCCCAAUCCUAUGAACAUUUUUCACUACUUCUACACCGCUGUGAAGCCCUAUAGUAAUUUCAAUCAUUCUUGUCCUUAUAACGUAAGUCAUGAUAUACUUGUAAAGGACUUUGUCUUGACCGAUCAAAUGUUCGCGAAAAUUCCGCUUCCAACGGGAAACUACAUGAUUAGUUUUAAAUUGGCCACCGACGAUGUGUGGAGAGCGGCCCUUAAUACGUAUUUUGACGUUAAUGUGGAAAAGUAG